CUCUUCAGUCUUCUGUGCGAUUUCGAUCUGUGCGGGCGUGCAGACGCGCUUUCAAGUAAAGUUCUCUUGUUCCGCCAUAAUCCAAUCAACUCCCCAUCCGGUAUCCCGUGUUUACAACGUCAAGCUUCUGCUCAGGCCGACUGGCAGAGUCACCACCGGAAGAGCCGCCGCGAUUAGCAAUUGGGCCUCUUUGAAGAAUUCUCUGCUCACACUUCUCACCGGUCAAAUUGUUGAAUCACAUCUUCUCUUCUCCAAAACUAUCACGGCUAGAUAGUCACCGAGACCGAAGGAGCCAAAGAGCCACGUGAAGCGUCGACAAUUGGCAUUCACCCGCGCGCGUCAAUCCACCCUUUGGGAGAGACAUCGCGGUGAAAGCUCUGCACACCGGAAGAUUUCUGCGGCGAAUGUUUAGAGAGAAAUCCAGAGAGUUGUAGUGAAAAAUUGGAAAUCCUUCUCAAUUUCCAGUAGAUUUCCCUCAAAUCACACGAUACUACUCUGUCUCUGGCUUUCGCUUAAAGUGUGUUGUGCAGUCGCAUAUUAUAUAUACUCUAAAGCUCUCCGGCCGAGGAGAAAGUUUCACGAGGUGGAGGGUUGAGUAACUAAUUGAGAGGGAGAAAGAGAGAAAAAAAUCCCGCAACAAUUGAAUAGUGAAUUAUCCCAGAGUUAAUUCUCGUGUCUGUGGACUUUUCUUUGCUCGACGAGGAGUCAGGAUUUCACUUUGCCUGCAGGCAAGAACACCGUGGAUUUCCGCUGAGCUACGCACCCCUCGGCAUCUUGAGGAGGCGAUCUUCGCUGAUCCUCUUCGAGAUCUAAGAAUUCGAUUACGGCUAUUGGGUCAAUUUGGUGGGUCGCACUCGUGUUUGAGGAGACUGUUUCCAACGUAUCUCUCACUGUAAGUUCAGUGGAACAGCUGUGCUGAGUCUUCAAACUGUGUGUGAGAAGAGACGAAGACAGGAGGAGAAAAAAAGAAAGAAAGAAACGAAGAAGAAGCGCGCGAUCUCUCUGCAACUGCAACAAUUUUCUUCAAGUCUGGAGACGAAAAUUUCACACACAUUUUCACAGCUUUCAAUUAUUAUCUCUCUCAAUUCGGUGCAAACAUUGCCAUCCAGCAAGUUUUGAAUUCGCCAAGGAGGCGACACGACAAAAAGAAGAAGCAAUAUACGCAUUGCACACUGUGAAUAUCAAGACAGUUUGUUUUCUCAUCGCGAAAAUUGCGCACACAACACUUGUGUGACUCAGUUGACGGCCAGAUAUCCUAUAUAGAAUCCGUUAAAGAAGAAAUUGAGCAAGUGAGAAAGAGAUUGUUGGAUUAAAGGCAAGAGAAAGAGCAGUGUGAGGGCAAAAUGGAUGAAACCAAUAAGAAAAUGGAGUCUGCAGAUCCAUCAGUGACACUCACAAUUCGUCUCAUAAUGCAGGGAAAGGAAGUGGGAAGUAUCAUUGGCAAAAAGGGUGAAAUUGUCAAGAGAUUUCGCGAAGAGUCGGGUGCCAAAAUAAAUAUUUCCGAUGGAUCAUGUCCGGAGAGAAUUGUGACGGUGUCUGGAUCAACAAAUGCCAUCUUCAAGGCAUUUGCACUCAUUACAAAGAAAUUUGAAGAGUGGUGUUCGCAAUUCAAUGAUGUCAAUACUCCAGGUGGAAAGACACAGAUUCCGAUUCGUUUGAUUGUGCCAGCAAGUCAGUGUGGAUCACUAAUUGGCAAAGGCGGAUCUAAAAUCAAGGAAAUUCGCGAGGGAACUGGUUGCUCCAUUCAAGUGGCUAGUGAGAUGUUGCCAAAUUCGACGGAACGUGCUGUUACACUGAGUGGAACUGCUGAUCAAAUAACUCAGUGUAUUUAUCAUAUUUGCUAUGUGAUGCUGGAGUCACCACCAAAGGGUGCAACAAUUCCGUACAGACCAAAACCACAAGUGAAUGGUCCUGUAAUUCUGGCCAAUGGACAGGCGUACACCAUUCAAGGAAAUUAUGCGGUGCCAGCUCAAGAGACCUGCACAGUAUUUCCACUAGCGUUGGCCGGUGGCCUUCAUGCUGGCAUCUCGGGUCUGGCUGAUCCACUCCUGAAAGGGGCACAUCUGCCAGCCGCAGUGCCUCCACAUCAUCUACAGCAAAUACCUGAUAUGGGCGGACUCACCAAGAAUCCCUUGGCCGGCUUAGCAGCUCUGGGUGCUCUUGGAAUGGCUCCAGCAAACACAGGAGGUUUGAAUCCCACAGCAUUGGCCGCUUUGGCUGGAUCUCAGCUGCGCUCGAACAACACAAAUCGCAAUCAACAGACGAAUCAGCAGCAGCAUGAAAUGACGGUGCCAAAUGACUUGAUUGGAUGCAUUAUUGGCAAAGGUGGCACCAAAAUCGCCGAGAUUCGACAAAUAUCAGGUGCCAUGAUUCGCAUCUCGAAUUGUGAGGAGCGCGAAGGUGGCAACACCGAUCGAACAAUCACAAUCAGUGGAAAUCCCGACUCUGUGGCUCUGGCUCAGUAUCUCAUCAACAUGAGGAUUUCCAUGGAGACUGCGGGCCUGCCGCUGCCCGGCUAUCACUACAUCGCCCCAAAUCACAUAGUGAAGGCGCCGAUCCAUUGAAUUCAUCAGCAGCCGAGAUCUGGAAUGCUGCGCCCGCAGAUUUACAACACACUGACGCCCGAAUACUUUCUUCUGCCACAGCAAUUCUCACAAUCACUUCCUCCAGCUUCUUUUCCCACCACGUCCACCCGGUGGCCGCACUUUGUCACCCACCUGUGGAAGGCGGCCGGUGAGAUCUUCACGGCGGCCGACGGAUGAGAGAGAAACAGAGAGAGAUUUUAGCGAGAAAUGUUCUCUUUUAACGCCACUAUUCAACGGUUACUCUGUAGUCGGGUUAUCUUUUCUCAAUUCAAAUGAAAAACAGCGUUUCAAUUGACACAUUUUUGUAAAAGUAUCCAAAAAAAACAUAUCUCAAUUCAAACACUACACAUAUCUCAGUAUAUUUUCAAAAAAAAAAAGAUAAAAACAUGAUUUUGUGUGACUUUCUACCCACUUACACACCGACUUGACGAUGGAUUUUCGCUCUUGUCAGAGACAAUUUUCAAACAUAUCUCCCACAAUUUGUCACACAGAUGAGCAAUCAUGCCAUUUUCGUUCACUUUCGUCGACGUAUCGUGAGAAGGAAUUUGAUGAAACAUAGCACCAUGCUUAAGGAAAAACACACACACACACGCAUAUGAGUGGAGAGCAAUAUCACAAUCUCAUAUGGUGGAGUGAAUAAUGAUGAAUUUAUUGAAAGUGCCAAACUUACACAACCUCACUUGGUUAUUCUUUCGUCAAAGAAGUUGUAAAGAAAAACAUGGUAUAAUGUUAAACAAUUUUCACGAAUGGAGACGCUAUCAGAGAUGAAUUUAUUUAUGUCACCGAUAAGACAAACGCGGGGCAUAUUUUAGAGAAGGUAAAAUAAAAAAGGAGUGUAGAAUUUUUUAGUUCAGACAGAGCGCGAGAGAUUUUGUGCGAGAGAGAAAAAAAAAGAAAGAAAAGCUCUGCGCGCUGAGAAAGUGAAAAGAAUGCAAAAAAAAGAGUAACAAAUACGUGUAAUUUAGGUAGAAUGUAUUUUAGAUAUUCUUAUUUAUUAUCCAAUAAAAUACUAUUCUAUAGAUGACGAGAGGAUACUUUAAAGGUGAAGAUAGAAGGAUUGUGCGAAAGAGAGAAGAAGAUGGAAAUCAAGUGAUAAUUUUUUGCGAGAAAGAUGAAGAAAAAAAAAGAGAAGAAGAUGAAAUGAUGAGAAAAAUUAUACUUUAUUGACUAAAAGAAGUAAAUACGAGACAUUUAUUUUUACAACGUGAGACAUUUAACUUUAGUUUAGUAUUUAAAAAUAAAAAAAGAUAGAAGAAAAAACGUGAAGAUGAGGUGAAAAAAAAGGCAAAAUGAGGAUCAAUAUUUGUAGCAUUAUUAAUGAGUGUUGGAUUUUUUUUCUCUCUCUUUGUUUUAUUAUUUAGAGCCACAGAGAAAGCGACUUGAUUUUCUUUCCUAAUUUUAUUAUUAUAUUACAAAAUACUUAAAUAAGCGAAUUUGUAGAAGAGACAAAAAAAAACGGGCGAAACUGACUAGAAGAUUUUAUCGUUUACUUGAGUUCAUAUAGUCUUCAGCAGGAAGAAGGAGAGAAAGGAGGAGUUGGUAGUGGAGAUAAUAUAGAGGACAAGGUGAAAUGUGUUGAAACUUUAUUACAUAAUUUUUAAGUACAACUUUAAAAGCAAGAAAUGGUAAGAAAAGCAUAGGUAAUCAAUGAGCAAAUUUGCAACUGAAAUCGCUGCUGAUAAGAGUAUCUGAGAGACUCCAUAUGAUGAGAAAUUGAAGAAGAUGAAGAUGAAAAACAGAGAUGACAAUGUGAAGGAGUUUGGAAUGCGAGGAGGUUUAAGAAAAAAGACAAUAUUAUUUGUAAAUAAUAAGUAAUAUGGAGGCAGAUGAUGAAAUAAUUACAAUUAUCAAAGAAUUAUAUAUUGUAGUAGUGAUGAUGAAGAAGAGUUAUUGCAAGUGGGCGAGAAGAUGAAAAAGAAAAAGAAGAAGAACAUAUUUAAAAGGUAAAUAAAAAAAAAUCAUUUUAACACAAUAAAAUGAAUAACUGAGAAAAUUGGGAACAAGUUAUUCUAAUUCUAAUUACUUAUCAUAAGAAAUUAUAUCAAUAUCAAUUCAUUUUUUUAAUUCUAAUUCAAAUAUACUGUCAUAUUAAUUGUAGAUAAAAAUGAUAAACAUAUGAAUUGAUGGUAUGUAGAUUUAAAUGGUGACAACACACACACACACAAAAGAGGAAGACACACUCUUUUUUCGAAUCUUAAUGUAUCUGACGUGAAAUAUGUAUGGUAAUAAAAAAAAACAAGGAGAUUCUUGGAAAAAAAAUAUAUAUUUAAUGAAGAAGAAGUGAAUGAAAAGCAAAGUAUAUCUUCAAUAACAAUUUUUAAAUAGUAUUGAAUAAUAGAUAAACAAGUUUUCGCGAAUUUACGUUGCAUUGUCAAAUUAUUUCACAAGCAAGAAUAAAGAGAAACAAAUGAUAAAAACACAAAUGCGAUGAUAAGGACCUCUUAUCGUAUAUCUAAUAAGUAAAAGGAGAAAUAUUGCGACAAAUGUGUGAAAGAUGAGAGCGAGAGAGAAAGCGAUGGUAAAAGAAUUUGACAAAAAAGCAAUAUUAAAUAUAACAAAAGAAAAAUGUUAUAGAAAUGAGAAUUUUUUUUCUUGGUGAUUUUCCAAAAAGAAAUUUCAUUCUGAAUUGAACAAAAAGCAAGCUGAAGAGUGAAAAAAAAGAAAUUCAUAAAAACAAUAUAUUUGUAAGAAUGCAACGAAGAAAUUUAAAAUGAAGAAGAAAAAGAGAGUUUCCUCGAACUCAUUUUGACUCCAGCAUAAGAGGAAAUUUUUUGCAAAAAGAAAAUGCAUCAAGUUUAUGAUUUUUGGUAGUUUUUUCGGAAAAUGGGAUCAAGCCAAAGAAUUUUAUAAAUAUAUAGUGUGAAAAAAAAAGAAAUGGAAAUCAUUAAUUUAAUAAAAGAAAAA
Molecule: messenger RNA, 5489 nt
Organism: Phlebotomus argentipes
Lineage: Eukaryota; Metazoa; Arthropoda; Insecta; Diptera; Psychodidae
Gene: mub
Product: poly(rC)-binding protein 3
Exons: 14
Coding region: 1344-2564 (406 amino acids)
Biological process (GO): regulation of gene expression; regulation of RNA metabolic process
Cellular component (GO): cytoplasm; nucleus
Molecular function (GO): mRNA binding
Source: RefSeq, a predicted model, not a curated record